AUGAAGACCUUUCUUUCGCUUGGCGCCAUCGUGGCAGCCGUUUCAGCCCAGAAUGGAAUCUUUGAACCCGCAGACUUCAAUAUCACGGAAGCCUUGAUAUCCAACGGCGUCAAUGUCUCAGCUAUUCCUGAGCUCUCUGGUCUGGUGGAACGAAGUGCAUCAAGCGGUUGCUCUAUCGCUUGUUCCUCCCUGAAGCUGAUAUAUGGUGGCGACAAGCUCCUGUCCGAGGAGACGUCCGCCUAUGACGCCUUUACUGGCAGUUAUUGGAGCAUUCAACAGGGAACUGUGAACCCAAGAUGUGUCUUUAAGCCAUCUAACACGAUCGAAGUGUCUUCGCUAGUUCUUCUCUCUCGCCUAACGCAGUGCCCUUUCGCUGUAAAAGGUGGUGGCCAUGCUGCUUUUGCCGGAGCGUCGAGUAUUGACGGCGGCAUCACCGUCUCGAUGGAGCGUUUCAAUCAAGUCGCAGUGUCGAAUGACAAGAAGUAUGCCAACGUUGGAGCCGGAACUCGCUGGGUCGAUGUCUACAAGGGUGUCGAGAAAUCUGGUGUCAGUGUUGUUGGAGGCAGAAUGGCUCCAGUCGGUGUUCCGGGACUCGUUCUUGGUGGCGGGAUCUCUUUCUUCUCGAACAAGCUGGGAUGGGCAUGCGACAACGUUGCUAGCUAUGAGGUUGUGACUGCAUCUGGUCUCGUUGUCACCGCAAGCCCAACUCAGUUCGCUGAUCUGUACUGGGCUCUUCGCGGUGGCGGUAACAACUUUGGUAUAGUUACUAACUUUAAGCUCAACGCCUUUCCCCUUGGCAAGAUGUGGGGUGGCCAACGCAUUUUCACAGAGAAUAACUUCCCAGCCGUCCUCGAUGCUAUCUACAAAUUCGCUACUGUCGGCUCUUCAAAGGAUACCGACGCUGCCGAGAUCGUAUCAUUUGGCAACUACCCAGGGAUGGGUAAGAUCGCGAUCGUUCAGACUCAUUACGCCCAGCCCAUUGCCAAUGCCUCCGUCUUUGAUGAUAUCAACGCUCUUACGCCUGUCAUGGACGACACGGGGAUUGGCUACCUCAGCGACCUUACUAUAAAGAUGAAUGGUGGAUCACCGAACGAUACGCUCGGCUCCCUCCAAACCCAAUGGGAUGCCACAUUCAAGGUCGAUCGCGAGCUAUUCAGCUUCCUUGUCAACACCUUCUACAGCCUCAUCCCAGACGUACAAGAUCUUCAAGGCGCAUUCCCAACAAUCUCAAUCCAGGCUAUCACUGAAGGUCAAUUGAAGGGUAUGCAGAAGAACGGUGGCAACGCCCUUGGUCUUACGCCCGCUAAAGGCCCUAUCUUCAUCAUGAACAUGAGUGCAUCAUUCGCCAACGCAGCCGAUGAAGCAACUAUCUUGAAGUUCCUAUCUACGAUCAUUAAGAAGGUCAAAGCAGAGGCAAAAGCCAAAGGCGUGGACAACGACUACAUCUACAUGAACUACGCGUCCCAGUUCAUGGAUCCGAUCGCUAGUUACGGAGCGGCGAAUGCUGAGAGACUGGUCGGUGUGAGCAAAAAAUACGAUCCCGCUCAGGUAUUCCAGAACUUGCAUCCCGGCCAUUUCAAAUUGAGCAAGGGAGCCCCGAAUCCGAACAUGCCAUAA
Molecule: messenger RNA, 1617 nt
Organism: Alternaria hordeiaustralica
Lineage: Eukaryota; Fungi; Ascomycota; Dothideomycetes; Pleosporales; Pleosporaceae
Exons: 3
Coding region: 1-1617 (538 amino acids)
Molecular function (GO): FAD binding; oxidoreductase activity
Source: RefSeq, a predicted model, not a curated record